Acaulospora colombiana is the source of this 576-nucleotide messenger RNA. Lineage: Eukaryota; Fungi; Glomeromycota; Glomeromycetes; Diversisporales; Acaulosporaceae. The record is from the annotation of a GenBank genome assembly.
AUGUCUAUACUCAUGGCUAUCGAUACGGAUCAGGUAGUAGGCCAAGGAAGUGGUAUAAAAGAAGAGGGGCUUUGGGCCGGGCAAGGCCCAGCCGAGAAUGUCUCUGAAGAAGAGUUUAGAAGGAGCUGGGAGAAAGAGCAAGCUCCUAGACUCGUACCCUUGAUGAAGAAGCAUGGGGCCUUAUUCUACUCCCAAGUACGUACCCAUCCCACCCCUCAUCUCGCUCAUCCUGCCCCGCUCGUCUCUCCUCCUCUUCUUCUCAUAAGAAAUAUGGUUCAAUAUCCCUUUUCUACUGACGCUGCUUGGGUGCCGAGAAAAGGAGACUGCUAUCGGAUAGCCUUCGAACAUAAUAAUGUAGUCAGCCAAGCCAUGUACAAGGACGAUGCCCAUACCCUCGACUAUGAUGGCAUUGCCACCACCGUAUUCCCCUCCGUCGAAGCCGCAGAAGCCUACAUCAAAGACCCUGAGCAGUUCAAGAUCCUAGGAGACGGCUCUAGAGACUUUAUGGAACACCCUAAAUUCCGUGUUGCUGGAGGCGAGGAAGUCAUCUUUCUUAAUGCGUUGAGUAAUAAGUAG